CACAUGGCAGACGUAAUUCACAGCGGGGAAGAGAGAAGCCAUUGCAAUAAUAAACGAGAAAGCAACUGCAAAUUAACACUUCCUUUCCUUCUCAAUAUUCUCAUCCAUGGCUUCUUUGGCUUCUACUCACUCAACAAUCAAAUAUGGAAUCAUUGGAGUCGGAAUGAUGGGCCGAGAACAUCUCCUUAAUCUCUUCCAUCUUCAAGAUAAAGGUGUCGCCGUUGUUGCCAUAGCUGACCCACAUGCUUCUUCACAGCGCCAAGCCCUUGAUUUAGCUCAAUCAUUUGGAUGGAAAAUGGAGGUUUUCUCAGGGCACCAAGAGCUUUUGGAUAGUGGACUUUGUGAUGUAUUGGUUGUUUCAACUCCAAAUAUGACUCACUAUCAAAUUCUCAUGGAUAUCAUCAAUCAUCCUAGACCUCAUCAUGUACUUGUGGAGAAGCCAUUGUGCACAACAGUUGCUCACUGCAAAGAGGUCGUAAUGGCCGCAAAAAAGAGGGAGGACAUACUAGUUCAAGUUGGACUGGAAUACAGAUACAUGCCACCAGUUGCUAAACUGAUUGACAUAGUGAAGGGUGGGAGUCUUGGACAAGUUAAAAUGGUGGCAAUUCGUGAGCAUCGGUUUCCUUUCUUGGUUAAGGUCAACAACUGGAACCGGUUCAAUACUAAUACUGGGGGAACUCUGGUAGAGAAAUGCUGCCAUUUCUUUGAUCUUAUGAGACUGAUUGCAGGUGCAAAUCCUAUUCGUUUAAUGGCAUCUGGAGCAAUUGAUGUUAAUCACAAAGAUGAAAUGUAUGAUGGGAAGGUACCAGAUAUACUUGACAAUGCAUAUGUAAUAGUUGAAUUUGACAAUGGUUCAAGAGGGAUCCUGGAUCUUUGUAUGUUUGCUGAGGGAAGUAAAAACGAACAGGAGAUAUCAGUUGUUGGUGAUAUUGGAAAGGGUGAGGCUUUUGUUCCUGAAAACAUUGUUCGUUUCGGCACUCGAGUUUCUGGGAGAAAUGGAGUCGAAACAUUAAAAGCAGAGGAUCACAGAAUCAAGUACGAAGGUCUGCAUCAUGGGUCUAGCUAUUUGGAACACCUAAAUUUUUUGUGUGCAAUGAGAAGUAAAGAGAGAGAAGUUCCAGUAGUGGACUUAGAAGAUGGAUUGAUUUCAGUAGCCAUGGGAGUUGCUGCACAACUCUCUAUAGAGACUUCUCGAUUUGUCACCAUUACUGAAGUCAUGGAUUAGUGCCAAAGUUUUGAACUCUGAUCUAGACUUGUGCUGAUUUUUCUCUUUUAAAGUCAAGUUUUGGUUGUUUUGUAGUAUAUGAAUUAUACUUUUGUACUCUAAAUAAUUCAUAUUUUCAUCAAUAAAGUUGUCAUUAAAGAAUUGUUAACAAAAUUAAA
Messenger RNA from Cucumis sativus (cucumber), 1383 nucleotides. Its product is annotated as inositol 2-dehydrogenase 2. The coding region runs from base 107 to 1225 and encodes 372 amino acids. The record is from RefSeq and is a predicted model, not a curated record. Lineage: Eukaryota; Viridiplantae; Streptophyta; Magnoliopsida; Cucurbitales; Cucurbitaceae. Gene Ontology annotation, molecular function: nucleotide binding. The transcript has 7 exons.